AUGCUUGUCCCAGAGUCUCAUAGCGUGUACCCAGUGCGUGCAGUAGUUGUCAUGGGCGUCAGCGGCUGUGGCAAGAGCACGAUCGGGCGGGAUUUGGCGGCAGAGCUCGGCGACGUGCCGUUCAUUGAUGCGGAUUCGCUGCACCCGCAGGCCAACAUUAGCAAAAUGGCCCGGGGCGAGCCGCUGGUGGACAGCGACCGGUGGCCGUGGCUGAGCGCGGUCCGGGCGCGGAUCGAGAAGGAGGCCGAGGGUCUGCUGUCGGGCCAUGACAAGUCGCUGAGGCGGGUGCGGCGGAUCGUCAACGACCGUAGCGGCAGCGACCAGGUCUACAGGGAGUUUUUGUCGCGCAGCGACGAGGACCGGGUGACGCACGACACGGUGUUUGUGCAUAUCGAUGUGCCCAAGCAGGAGCUGGAGAGGCGGCUGAAGGAGCGCACCGAGCACUUCUUCGAUCCGAGGCUGCUGGAUUCGCAGCUCGAGACGCUCGAGGUGCCGGAUCCGACCAGGGAGGCGUCGAUUGUUCUGUAUGGAAACGUGUCGGAGCGCGAGGUGGCCCAUGCGGCGUACAUGAGCGUGCGCAACUUUGUCACCAAGAACUCGCUUUAA
This is a messenger RNA of Linderina pennispora, 606 nucleotides long. Its product is annotated as carbohydrate kinase. The transcript is spliced from 2 exons. Gene Ontology annotation, molecular function: gluconokinase activity. The record is from RefSeq and is a predicted model, not a curated record. Gene Ontology annotation, cellular component: cytoplasm. Bases 1 to 606 code for a protein of 201 amino acids. NCBI's taxonomy places the organism in Eukaryota, Fungi, Kickxellomycota, Kickxellomycetes, Kickxellales, Kickxellaceae.